Messenger RNA from Paramuricea clavata, 485 nucleotides. The record is from the annotation of a GenBank genome assembly. Lineage: Eukaryota; Metazoa; Cnidaria; Anthozoa; Malacalcyonacea; Plexauridae.
AUGGCGGAAAGCGGAGAUGAAUAUGAGCGACCGAGAAAAAUGCCAAAAACAUUAAAAGAAAAAGAUUCGGGCAAACGUUUGAUUGUCGUUUUAGAAAAAGCAUCGCUUGAGACAGUAAAGGUAGUCUUUAAACAUCACACACUCGUUGUAAAACACUUUUAUAUGAGGAUCUGUAUGGGACUAUUUAUAAACUUUAAAUGGCAAAUUCGCACGUGUUUGUGAGUUGCGACUGCCAAUAUAUCUUAUAAACUGAUAAACAAUGAAACAGCAACUUGGAACAUUACCAACAGCUGGCUGGAAUGUUAAUAAGACCCUCUUGUUAAUAAGACCCCUCCUUCGUUUCAUACAAAAACUGAAGCUUUGUAUAUUUUUUGUUGUGCUAGAAUGGCAAAAAUUUUGAACUGCUCAACUGUGAUCACCACAAAGGCAUUUUGAAGAAAAAUGGUCGCGGUAUUGGAUCAGUUCGGCCUGAUAUCACACAUCAG